This is a messenger RNA of Vanrija pseudolonga, 2056 nucleotides long. It is a transcript of the gene ulp-1, whose product is annotated as Sentrin-specific protease. The transcript is spliced from 9 exons. Gene Ontology annotation, molecular function: deSUMOylase activity. Gene Ontology annotation, cellular component: nucleus. Lineage: Eukaryota; Fungi; Basidiomycota; Tremellomycetes; Trichosporonales; Trichosporonaceae. Gene Ontology annotation, biological process: proteolysis; protein desumoylation. The record is from RefSeq and is a predicted model, not a curated record. The coding region runs from base 191 to 2056 and encodes 621 amino acids.
CAUCCAUCCUCAGUCUCGCUCUCAACUCGCCUUCCCCCCCCCCCCAACGUCUCGACCGUCCCGUCGCUGCCCAUUACUCGCAGUCAACACACGCCUGCAUCACUGCAACUCUGCAUCCUACCAUUAGGCGACAGGCCACAGACAACAUCAUUCCGCAUUGGAGGCGAGUGAGCUUGUCCACUCGUCCCCAAUGAACGGCCUGUCGGUCAAACGCCCCUUCUCUGCAGUCUCUGACAACGACUCGUCUGAGCAUCGACCGUCAAAGUUGGUCAAACGCGCACCAAACGCGACGAAUACAGUCGAGAGGAACUGGGGAUCGUGGUUCGGCAGCGCUGUGCAGAGCUUCAAAGGCUUGUUCUCCUCACCUGGCCCAACUCAACCGCCAAUGCGGUCGAUAUCACCUCUGGCAUCACAUCCACGCGGGGCACUGGGAUGGAUCCACAGCGGCGGUCACCAAGUGUUCGAGGUCCCGGAUGAUGGCGAGGACAGUGGCACCGAGGCCCUGGCCAUACGCCAGAAACGUGAUCGUGGAACACUAGAAGCUCGACAGCAUCUCAACGACCACGCCGCAAGACAUACAGGGAUUCACCACAACCCGGGACAAAUUCACCCGAACCUCGAGCAACCAUUGUUUUCGUCCAAGUAUUCGCCAAACUUUCUUCCCCCAUCUGAACAUGUAAACGUCAGGAGCUCGUCCACCAACAGCAGUUCUUCGGCAGCUGGGCCUUCUUCCGGGCCUUCCACUCCACCAAGAGCCUCAACCCGGCCCGACGUUGCGUACAAGAAGCCUAGCCGGAGUUAUUCUUGGAAAAGGCAGGACGAUGGCUCGGCAUCGCCAACCACGCACGAAGCCUACACCCGUGGGCCGAAGCAGCUAUCACGUCCCUCAAAGAGCUCAGCAAACCUCCGGACUGGGCGCAAUGACUCUGGGCAAGAAAAGAUGUUACAGAGGCAUUAUGUUGAAGCUGUCAACGCCGGGGACCACGGUACCGCGAUGAGCUUGGCUCGAGUGCGCGAGGCGUACGAGCAGGAUCGCUCAAAGGAAAGGCGAGAUGCUGCACGGCCAUUCGCAGCAAGGGUGGGACUGUCGCCCGACCUGCGAAAGGAGGGUGAUCUGUCGUUGUCGCUUCACAACCUCAAGCUGGACGUGGACAAGCGCAGGCUUCUGGAUGACAAGCUCCAAGGCCCUCGCGAACCAAGGGCCGUCCCAAAACCAAUCCGCAACAAGCGGCGCCCAGUUCCGACAUCGCUGGAUGUUCAGAAGACGCAUGUCUACGAUCGAUUGCGCCGCGAAGACCAAGAGGCCGAACGGCAGGUCAAGGAGCGCUUGCAGCCCCGCAUACCCGACGAUGUCACCCCGCAACAGGCCGCCAUUAUCAGAGAUCGAUUUAGUGAUCGCAGCUUCGCGGCGACUCUGGGGAGUGCGGAACUAUCGUCGAGCUCACUCCAGCGUCUGAAGCCUGACGUGUGGCUGAACGACGAAGUUAUCAACUUCUAUGUCGAGCUGAUCAACACUCGCGCCAAAGAUGACGGACGACCGCUGCACUGCCUGAACACCUUCUUUUACGAAAAGCUGUCGGUAGCAGGAUAUGCCGGGGCCAAGCUGGCUCGUUGGACUAAGAGGAUGAAGCUCGACAUCUUCGCAUUGGACAAGCUGUUGAUCCCGAUCAACCACGGCAAUUCGCAUUGGGUCUGUGCUGUGAUAAACUUCAAGCAGCGUCGCAUCGAGUACUAUGACUCGCUAGCCGACUCGGGCCGCCGAUACGAGGUGUUCAAGACACUUCGCGGCUACCUUCAGUCGGAGCACCAGGAGAAGAAGGGCUCGUCCUUUGAUUUGAGAAAAUGGGAGGAUCAAUUUGACCCGGACACGCCCAAGCAGAACAACUACACAGACUGUGGGGUUUUUGCUUGCCAGACUCUCGAAUCCACCGCCCGCGGCCGCGACUUGGUCAAGCAAAAGUUCGAGUUUGAUGGCGACAACAUGGCAUUCUUCCGGCGACUCAUGGUGGUGGAGAUUGCAUCGGGCGCGCUUGGGGCGCGCCCAUGGGGCACGUAA